CUCUGCCUGCAAUGCUCUACAGCUGCCUUGUCCCACACAACCCGAGCAAACGGUUGUCGUCUUCAGCACGGGACAGAUCCCCGAACCCUCUCACUGCAGCAUGGCGACAGAGUUCCAUAACCUCCAGGAGAUGCGGCACAGUGCAUCGCUGGUAAUGAAGGUGUUUAUACAAAGAGAUUACAGCGAAGGAACUGUGUGUCGAUUUCAGACCAAAUUCCCCUCAGAGCUUGACACAAGGAUUGAAAGAACUUUGCUUGAGGAGACGGUGAAGACCCUGAACUCUUAUUAUGUGGAAGCUGAAAAAAUUGGAGGUCAGUCAUACCUGGAAGGAUGCCUGGCUUGUGCAACAGCUUACAUCAUCUUCCUCUGCAUGGAGACACGUUAUGAGAAGGUGCUGAAGAAGAUAUCGGGGUACAUCCAGGAGCAGAAUGAGAAGAUCUACGCCCCAAGAGGUCUUCUGCUAACAGACCCCAUAGAGAGAGGAAUGAGAGUUUUGGAAAUUAGUGUGUUUGAAGACCGAGUCUCAGGCAGCUCCAGCCCCAGCAGCACCAUGUCAUCCAGUAGCACUGCUCGGUGACUGGAGGGGCAGCACCAGGCUUACGGGUACCACCACAGGGGCAGCGGGACACUUACCAACAUCCGCAUGCUGAAACAUGAGAGCACCAGGUUCUAGGGCAAGUGAAGAGAAAAAAGGCAAGGAGGUUUAUCCAUCCCCACUCUAUCUGCUGGGGCCUUCAACUUAUCACCUUGAGAAGAGGAGCUGACUUAUACAAACACGCUGGAUACUUCCAAGAGUAAAAACAAGUGCAACACAACCCACACACGAGCAUGAGACACAACACUUCAAAAGUUAUCCAAACCAGAAUGAUUAUUUCUUUAUUUAAUUUUUUGUGUUCAUCUUUUCUCAUUCCAUCAUGUUUGGUUCCAUGAGUGCCAUCAUCUUUGUGUUGUAGCUGAUUUAUCAAGCAAUGCGAUUUCUUUCAGGGGUCACUGUCUUUAUGUUUAUCUGCUGGUACAUCUACAGUGUCUUAGUAAAUUUCUGCAGUGGCUGUGACAUCUAAAAGGAAGAAAACUGCCAACCACCUGGGAGACACAAUGCUCUCUGUUCUAGCUGAAUGACUGCAUUCAUAUCAGGUGGUUGAGCUUAAGCCACUUUGAAUGGUGGCAAAUUGGGUCUACCAUGGGACCAUGCUCUGUUCAUUUGUGUUUGGCUUCAAUAUCAAACCGCUAACAGAGAGAAACUUGAAUUAUUUAUCCUUCUUAUUCAUUGUAGUCAAUACAAGUGAUCCACAACACAGCUGUAGGUCACACUCCUGCACACACACACACAUGUACAUAUGCAUACAAAUGCACAAAACCAUGUCUGAGCACUCAGACAUAUCCGGAUGGGGACAUGUGUGCACAUGAGUAUAUACUGACAGACACACACAUACCUGUAACUUUCUGCUACACACUCCUGCACACACAUUGAUGUCUGUUGAAUUUAAGUCAACCGAACCAGAAAAUAUUCUCUGUGGUCUCAGCUCAUUGGGAACACAUGCAAACACAGGCCCCAUUAGGCUGUGCUUGGUUCCCCUGGAACUGAGUUCAUGUAUCUGGUGUUCAUGUGUGUGUGCCAGUGCCAUCAGUCCUAGCUUUGUGUCAGAUGAAAGUUUAAGGAUCUUGAAGAUGUCAAAGAUCAACGCCCUGAACAGGCUUCUGAGCAAGUGUGUGGGCUGUUAUCACUAAAGCUCAAAACUGUAUAGGGAUUAAUAAGACAGAUGUGGUUUUAUGAAUGUGGGAGCAACCAGGAGAAUCAACCUACAUAGACUUAGACCCAAACCUAAACCUCUUACAGCCUGCCUUUAUGGUUGUCAUGUAGAUAUGAAUUACAUUUAAUUAAAGGAAAUAUUAAAUAAAGACAGCAAAAUAUAAAUGUCUGCAUUGCAGUGGGUGUAACUUUUACACUUCUAGAAAUGAAAUGUUGAUGCAGAUAAAGAUUUCACAAUAAACCACUUGUUUUUAGAAUGAAACACAAUUUUAGCUCCCUCUAUUGUCAAACUGACAAAAAUCUAAACUUCUGAAAAGUUGAAUUACGCAAAACAAAUGUUUAGAAAAGAAAUCUAAUAAUUUGAGCUAUUUUAAGGCACUUAUACAGUAAAACCUAAUAAAACAUGAAAGCAGCUUGACUAAUGUGCAUUUGACUGUGUGUCCAGAGACUAAUGAAAUUAAAUAUGAUCACUAUUUUGCAAUAACUUGAUUUCUAUAGACAGCAGCAACACUAACACAAAGGAUGGAAACGUCAACCCUGCUUCAGUGUCUGCAUAUGUCAUUACUUUGUUGCUGCUGUGUUCAUUCUCUUUAUUAUUUUACCAUUAUAAGUUUUUUUUUAUUAAUUUUUUUUAAAACACACCUUAUUUUAUGUCUUAGCUCCAGAAGUGUUGCCUUUCACCUUCUUUCAUGGCAGUUGUUGGCUAAGAUCAGACCCCUCAGCAGAUAAGCGUGGGCUAAAAAGUCAAACUACUCACUGGGAAAUCAUUGCAGAACAGAUGAAGUUUUGCUUAAUUCCUGUAGGUAGUUUUUUUCAGCUUUUAUCACUUUGGUGAUUAAGUGUAACCCACACAGAUGUUUUACUGAAGCAGUUGAGUUCAGCUGUGCUUUUGUUCAGCCUCCUGUGCUUUUUUUUUGAUGCCUUCAUGUUUCAUCCCGGUGGAAUGGAUAUCCAACCUGGGGCUAAUGGACUGACUAGUUUAAAAAUGACUCAACACUGCCAAUAAGCCACUAAAAGAGCUCAUUGGACAAUGUAUAAAGAAAAAAAAUACAGUGUCAAUGACCUGUACAGGAAAAGAACUGUACUGUAUGUGCUUGCUUAACUACAAAGUUUGUGGACUGUAGCAAAGGUGGAUGGAAAUGCCAUGAAGCUAAUUAAUUCCAAAACUUCAUAACUGCCCAGUAUUAGUCAUCAUGAAUACAGUGAUGUGAAAAAGAAAGUACAACUUCUUUCAAUUCUAAGGUUUCACAUUUUAGGAUAUUAAUAACUAAACAAUCUUGUCAAUACCAAGUCCUAAAAUCAGAUAAACACACAACAUAUUACACUGUUUAUUUACCAUAAAUGCUGAUAUAGUGUGUGAAAAACAAAGUAAACAUGAUUCAGUACCUAGCUGAAUCUCCUUUAGCAGCAAUAAUUUAGUCUUUGUACAGCAGUCUCACUAAAGAAUGUAGAAAGAUUGUUUGGGAAUUACCUGAUAACCGGUCCCAGAAUGAUGGGCAUCAACUGCUUCGCUAAGAUCAUUGCAGAUGUCUUUCCUCCUUGGUGUUAUAUUACCACGUCUGAAUGCUCAAACAGCAAACUACCUACAUGUAAGCAUUGAUUAAAAUUUACACUAACAGCCCCUGGCUGCUCUGCUCUCUGAAUUCUUAUGGAGCAGUAAGGCUGUACUUAAUUUCAUACACUGAAUCUGCAUUUUUACUUGCUUUAUAUCAAUUAGACAAUGAUACACUUUUUGUUCAAAUUAGUUUUUUCUUCUUUUUAAACUAAUUUUAAGACCUGGUAAGAACCAGAUGACUUUUUUGUAUAAUGAACUCAUACAUAAAACCUUAGAAUUAAAUAAGAGGUGUACUUUGAUGCAACCUACUAUCAUCAGGCCUCAAGUGAAUGAGCAGCUACAAAAAAACACUGUCUGUAGAGCUGCUAAAUGGUCUUGUGUGUAACCGAGUCAUGUUGUUUAUAAUGUAGCUUAUGAUAUUGAUGCCAUUGAAAGAAAUAUAUUUACGUUAGUAGUAAUGAGAUCAUACAAUGAUGAUGAUGAUGCUCAGGGAAAAGUCUAAACAUGCCAAAUUCAGUAGAUUUUAAGGGAAGGGUUCAUGUAUAGCCAUGCUAGUUGCUGUAGUGAUGCUAAUGCUCUGUCAGUAGGUCUUUAGUGAGCUUGAAAUAUGUGGUUUCACAUAGAAUGUUUAACCGUAUUUAGUGACGGAUUCCUGCAACUUUCAAUUCAAACAAUCAUGAUCUCAGGAUUAAUUGUAAUGUUUUUGUGAUCCCUCAACUUUUUGACCAAAUGACUAGAAAUUCAUCCGCAUUUUCACCAACAUCAUUUAGGGCCAGUUGGCGUUAGUGAAACAGGCAUUAUUAUACCUUUAAUGUUUUUUCUGAAUGGCUGGCUGUUUCAUGCAUGAGCCAUUCACAUUCCGGCCAGCUAAAGACACUGCUCCUAUAAUGAAAGAAAGUAUUUUCUGCAGUUCAGACCCAUGUUUGAGUUAUUUAACAUCAUCACUGUUUUGGAAAUGUCCACCAAGAUCUUUAGAAACUAUAGGCAGCUGUUCUGACCAAUGAGAACAGAGUGUAGCUGUCAGGACAAAGGUCUUUCAAAAUUGAAAUUAAAAAAUACUAUAACAAAACCCUUGAGACAGAAGUUGAUUGUGUGUGUUUUUUUUUUUUUUUUUUUUUUUUUUUUUAUAUAUAUUAAGGUAUACAGCUAUUCUACUAGACCCGCAAAACAUUUCCAACCUGUAUGUGGGCAUAAUAUGGAUAUGAUGAAAAUCUCAACAAAGAUGGUAAAAACUUUACCUGCUAAAUCAUAGCAUCGUUACCACUGCUACCAUCGUUACUACCUCACAAGCAUUAGCAUUUAGUUCAAAGUACUGCAGUGCCGAAGAGCAGCAUCACAAAGCAGCCAGCAUGGCUGUACAGUUCAACUUUACAUAUGUCUGAAACCUUGAAAACCAAUUUCUGGACAAGUUAGUGGAAUAUUAGGACAGACUUAAACAGAAAAGAAAGAAAAAAGAUAUACUUAAACAUUUUACAUCUAAAAUGAAAAUGUGCCACUUUCAAUAUUCAGCUUUUUGUAGCUUGUUCAUUCAGGGAGGACAGCCAGAAGAUCAUAAUGCAGAGCAGGUUCAGGUUUUAUUACCUUUGCCAUGCUAGGUAUGACUGCUUGAUUGCCAUGCCAUGCUGCAGGAUUACCUUUUAGCCAAAACUUGGACUUGGAAGUAAGGCUUAGAUAUGAACUGUGUGCCAACCAGUGAUGUGUAGUUCAAUUUUUAUGUAAAGUUUUACGUACAUAUCUAUCUUGUACUGUAUUUGAGAUGACAUAUUGUCAUCAGUAAACAGCUAAUAAAUGGUUAAUAUGCUGUGAUGAGAGAUUUUUUAACCUGAUGUCUUCCUAAAAAUAUUGAAGAUAAGUAGAAUCUUUGAGUUGCUCUGAGCCCUGACUUUUUUUUUUUUAACCUUGGGAGUUUGAAAGUACAUUGAUAUUUUAUGCUGCAUGAUGUGUGUGUAAACAAAGCAAGUACCAGAUGACAAGAGAAAUCCCUGAACAGCAAAGUCCCCAGUUGUACUGCUGAGAAAAAAGAAUUUAUACUUUGAUGCUAUUUAUGUGUUUAUGUAUGGAUAUUUAUAUAUUCAUUAAAAUUGAUUUAUGUA
Molecule: messenger RNA, 5398 nt
Organism: Melanotaenia boesemani (Boeseman's rainbowfish)
Lineage: Eukaryota; Metazoa; Chordata; Actinopteri; Atheriniformes; Melanotaeniidae
Gene: golga7bb
Product: golgin A7 family, member Bb
Exons: 5
Coding region: 101-577 (158 amino acids)
Biological process (GO): protein targeting to membrane; peptidyl-L-cysteine S-palmitoylation
Cellular component (GO): palmitoyltransferase complex
Source: RefSeq, a predicted model, not a curated record